Molecule: messenger RNA, 995 nt
Organism: Pectinophora gossypiella (pink bollworm)
Lineage: Eukaryota; Metazoa; Arthropoda; Insecta; Lepidoptera; Gelechiidae
Exons: 2
Coding region: 75-965 (296 amino acids)
Molecular function (GO): zinc ion binding; nucleic acid binding
Source: RefSeq, a predicted model, not a curated record
UUUCAUUAGUCAAAUACUUAACAGUGGCGCGAGGUGCAUAAAAUACCCACAAAGAAUUAUUAUUAACUUACAAAAUGACUACGCUAAUAGGGAAUUUAAGUGUGUUUGAUCAUAAUUCACAGCAAUGGGAAAUAUUUUACGGACGGCUAGGGCAAUAUCUCAAGUUAAAUGCCGAUAUUAAGCCGGAAAAAAAGUGUGCUUUGUUAUUGACACAUCUAUCGGAUGACACAUACCGUCUGGCAAGAAACUUGGUGCAUCCUAAGGAGCUUGACAAUAUUUCUUAUGAAUCGCUGGUGGAAGUACUCAAUAAACAUUUUCAACCGAAGCGUUGUAAUUUUGCCGAUCGAGCAAAAUUUUACGACGCAGGCAGGGCGGCAGGCGAAAGUAUUGAGGAGUGGGCAGCACGCCUCAGAGGUCUCGCCGUUGAUUGCGAUUUCGGUACGACCUUGGAGACCUUGCUAAGGGACAGAUUUGUGCUCGGAAUGAGAGCGGGACCUGAACGAGACAGGCUUUUCGAGCAAGACGCGACCACGCUCACGUUCGCGCGAGCAGUGGAGAUUGCGCAGCAGGCAGCAUGUGCGAGACAAUCGCGUGAAAUUCUCGUUAAGCAGGAACCGGUGUUUCAUGUGCACGAUAGACGUAGUGGCGGCAGCGGCAGCGGCAAUGGUAACAGCGUCGGCGCUGGUGGUGCUUUAACGGAAAAACGUCGUUGUGAAGUUUGCGGUCUAAAAAGUCACAAUGAAACGCAGUGCAAAUAUAAAGGCUACCGUUGUCGUAAUUGUGGUCAAAAGGGCCAUUUAGUGAAAAUGUGCGGAAAAAAUAAAACAGUGCGCGUUCAUUGCUUAGCUGAAGGGGGAUCUUCGCCACCGACGGCGCCAGCUCUGCCGUCAGGCGCGGCAGCCGACGGUAACGACUGCGAGAAAUGUAAGGAAUGCGCGUUGUUUAAUCUUAGGUUCCCAAAUUAAUGGGGGAGAAUUGGUGUGUAUUUGUACGUG